AUGUCCUCGGUUAGUGAAGCUGUUAGCGUUGAAAAACCUAAUGUGAGCCCUCAAGUUUCAAAAGAUAAACAAACAAAAAAAGCUUCUAAAGAAGGGGCUGUUAGUGUAUUCCCCUUAGAGUUAUCUCCUCCACCCGAAUAUUUGCAACAUCGUAUCAAAUUAUUUGAAGAAUGGAAAGCGGCUUAUGAUGAAGAAAUCAAAAAGAAGCCACGCGUUCCAAUUACUGUAACUUUUCCGGACGGAAAUACGAAAGAAGCUAUUGCUUGGGAAACUACCCCUAUGGACCUUGCUAAACAGAUAUCUAAAUCAUUAUCUGAACGCAUCGUGAUCGCCAAGGUUAAUGGUCAAUUAUUUGAUUUGAUCCGACCACUUGAAAAAGAUUGUACUUUGGAAUUAUUAGAUUUUGAGAACGAUGAAGGCCAUUGUCUAAUGUUUAAGCAUAGAGAUAGAUCAUAUCGUGAAUUACCCAUUCGCUUGGCUGAUUUUGGUGUUUUACAUCGCAAUGAAUUAAGUGGUGCUUUGGCUGGGUUGACACGUGUAAGGCGAUUUCAGCAAGAUGAUGCUCAUAUCUUUUGUCGACAUGAUCAGGUAGAAGAAGAAAUCAAUGCUGCACUGGAAUUCUUAAAACAUGUUUAUGGCAUUUUCGGUUUCACUUUCCAACUUAAAUUGUCUACUAGACCUGAAAAGUACUUGGGUACUAUCGAAGUUUGGAAUCAAGCUGAAAAGGCUCUUAAUAAAUUUGGCGAACCGUGGGAAUUUAAUCCUGGUGAUGGUGCUUUUUAUGGUCCAAAAAUUGAUAUUACUGUAUCGGAUGCUAUCAAAAGAAAGCAUCAAUGUGCGACAUUACAACUUGAUUUCCAACUUCCUGAACGGUUUCAACUUGAAUAUCAUACCAACGUGGUUGGUGACUCUGAAGGAUCAUCAUAUGCUCGUCCAGUUAUGAUCCAUCGUGCUAUAUUGGGCUCAGUAGAACGUAUGAUUGCCAUUUUGGCUGAACAUUUUGCUGGGAAAUGCGAUUACGUUAAAGUAGUUUCUAAGGCUUGUUUUGACGCUGGUUUAUAUGUUGAAUACGAUUUGGGUGAAAAUACUUUAAAUAAAAAGAUUCGAAAUGCUGAAAUUGCUCAAUUUAACUUUAUUUUCGUUGUUGGUGGUGAAGAAGAAUCUACCAAAUCAGUUAAUAUUCGUAAUAGAGAUGAUGUAGGUACCAAGGCAAAAGGUCAAACCAUUCCUCUGGAAGAAGCUGUAGAAAAACUUGACGAUCCGUUUGAAGAACAUGCCAAACAUUCUCCAGAUUGUGCUUGGGCAAUUUGUUACUGCUCAAUAAAAACUUUUAAUGAUGAACAGCUACCUUUUAGUUGGGACGAUAAAGAUAAAUUACCAAAUUCUAAAAAGAUGGAAGAAGCUAGAAUAAAAACUUUUGGUACCUGGUGGCCUCAUGAAGGAAAAAAAGGUUGGGUUGGUACAAUUAAAAAGGUUGUAAAAAUUAAAGAGGAAGAAAUAGAAUUAUCAGAUAUGAUAAAUCAACUUAAAUUGAAUGAACCUUCUCCUGAUAAUUCUAAAAACAACGAUGCGGAUCAAGAGUGUGCAAUGAAUUUAACAGACAAUCAAAAUAAUAUAUCGGAUCAUAUGUGCGAUAAUCAAAUAGAAACCGCAGAAGUCGUAACGAAUAAAGAAUACAAUGAGGAAAUAGCAAAUCCUUGUACUGGUACUCCACCGCCUUCUUUCCGUCCAGCGAUUACGGAUGAAAUAAAUAGUGUAACAGAUAAAACCUACAGUAAUGAUCAAAAUAUAUUGUCCGUUGAAGAAAUCGUAGAAAUCGAAUCGGAUAAAGAAUAUAAUGAAGAGAUAGUAAUUCCUCCUGUUACUCCAUUGCCCUCUUUCCGUCCAGCGAUUACGGAUGAAAUAAAUAGUAUAACAGAUAAUAUAUGCAGUAAUGAUCAAGUACAUAUCACAGAUCAAUUCGAAAAAACGGAGAAACCAAAUAGCUUAACUAAUGAUAGUAAUCAAAUGGAAAUUACAGAACGAUUCGGAAAAACGGAGUUAAAUAGCUUAACUAAUAACGCGUAUGAUAACAAUCAAAUGGAAAUUACGGAACGAUCCGGAAAAACGGAGGAGCUAAAUAGCUUAACUAAUAACGCGUAUGAUAAUCAAUCGGAAAUUACAAAUGUUCGGGAGGACACUGAAUGCAAUAAAGAGACAGAUGUUCCGUUUAUGACUAUGCUUAACUCAGCUCCAAUAGAGCCGGCGAUUAACAAAAGUACUGAGGAUAUCCCAUCUGAAUUUUUGACGGUAAAUGAACAAUCUGCGAAGACAUUAACUAUUGAGGAAGUUGAAGCAGAUAAAAAAUACUAUGAGGAUAAAGAAUACAAUGAAGAGCGAUUCGAAAAAACGGAGUUAAAUAGCUUAACUGAUAACGCGUAUGAUAAUAAUCGAAUGGAAAUUACAAACUUUCGAGAGGAUAUGGAAUGCAAUAAAGAGACUAAUAUUCCGUUUACAAGUACGCCUAACUCGUUAGCUCCAAUAGAGCUGAUGAAUAACGAAAAUAUUGAUGAUACCACAUCUGAAUAUCUGACAGCAAAUGAACAAACAGCAAAGAUAUUAACUGUUGAGAAAGUCGAAGUGGAUAAAGAAUACAAUAGGGAGAUAGCAAUACCUUAUACUGGUACUCCACCGUCCUCUUCUCGUCCAACAAUUACGGAUAAAACAAAUCAACGAUUCGAAAAAACAUUGUCCGUUGAUGAUUGUCUUAGAAACUUAACGGAGGAACUAAAUAGCCUAACUAAUAACACGUAUGACAACAAUCAAAUGGAAAUUACAAGCAUUCGAGAGGAUAAGGAACGCAAUAAAGAGACAGAUAACCCAUUUAUAAGUACGUAUAAUUCGUUAGCUCCAUUAGAGCCAAUGAAUAGCGAAACUACUGAGGAUAUCACAUCUGAAUCUUUGGCAUCAA
Molecule: messenger RNA, 2950 nt
Organism: Racocetra fulgida
Lineage: Eukaryota; Fungi; Glomeromycota; Glomeromycetes; Diversisporales; Gigasporaceae
Source: the annotation of a GenBank genome assembly